UCGAGCGGUGCGGACGUACGUCUGUGGGCUCGCGUCAUUUGGGGUGCAUCGUCGUCCUUUCCCACGAGGACGUGUGAUAAUCCUUGCUAAGGAUCGUGUGCGCGUACCGGAUCUGGAACCGGUUUUUUUUUGUCUGUGCAUUAGUUUUAUGUAGCAAGAAGCAAUAUUGUGUGUUCUUUGGUGUGUAUCCCCAUCGUGCAAAAGGUUGUGUUGUGUGUGCGCGAGUGAUCAAAGCAAUCCAUAUUUCCUCGUAAUCACCAAUGAUGCUGUGUUGUCGAAAGUGAGAAGUGGUUUUUAGUGCGAAUUCCGUGUGAUAUCAAGCAUUUUUCAGCAGCGUACACCUCAGUUCGAGAAAAGUUGGGUGUUGCCGCGGAUCUCGUGGCGAUCGCGUCGUCGUCGUCGUGGAAGCUUGUCUGUCAGUGUGUUGGUGCAAGUUCGCGGAACGGUGUACCCUCCACUCGAGCGGCGGUGGCCUGCUCAGGGUGGGCGCGAACGUUUAAAGCAACAGUGAGAAACAGAACACAAUAACGAUCUGGCUGUGUAAAACACAUAUCCAACGCCAUGAAGGCUAGUAAGCAUCCGACCACCCGCGGGUCGGAUGCAAGGACAACACCGCUGCUGCUGCUUCUAUGCUUGUUCAUCGCGUCCCAAGCGAACCUUCUCGUGCAAGCGCAACAAUCCCAACCACAGUCGAACGAUGUCAAUCGCUACAACCCGCAGGACCCGUUUGGUGGCCGACAGCAGUACAACCCACAGUAUCCAAGCAGUCAGUACGAUCCGAACACACGCACCAACCAAGGACUUCCUCCGUCGCAGUCUUCCGGCACGAACUAUCAGCGUGACUACUACGGCAACAAUGCUGUAAAUGGCAACAACCAAGACUCGAACAGCAUCGACAGCAAUCGGUUCGGGCAGGACAACCGAAAUGUGGUCCUGCAGUCGACGACACCGCGCGAUUACUUCAACCGCCAAACGACACCACCGUUCCGCACGCGCACUUCGAACCGCAAUCCGUUCUCCAACAACGACUACGCCGCCGGCAACUCGUUCUCCCAGGGCAUUACGUACUUUAUCGUUGCGUCGAAAAUGGUACGCCCGGGGCAGGUGUACAAGGUGGCGGUGUCGGUGCUAGAAUCGCACCUGCCGCUUACGGUGCGCACCAGUAUUUCGCGCGACGGCGUCGAGCUGAGCAGCGAGACGAAACCGAUCACGGUCGGUGUGCCGGAAACGAUGCUGAUGCGGGUGCCACCGACCAGCGUGGUGGGCGAGUACAAGCUGCGGGUGGAGGGCUCGUACGACAAGAACUUUGGCGGGUACGUGUUUGCGAACGAGACGAAGCUGAUCUUCUCCCAGCGCUCGAUGACGAUCUUCGUGCAGACGGACAAGCCGGUGUACAUGCAGGGCGAAACGGUGCGGUUCCGGGCGAUCCCGAUCACGACCGAGCUGAAGGGCUUCGACAAGGAGAUGAACGUGUACAUGCUCGAUCCGGCGGGGCACAUUAUGCGGCGGUGGCUGUCGCGCCAGUCGAACCAGGGCUCGGUCAGCCUGCAGUACCAGCUGUCGGAUCAGCCGGUGUUUGGCGAGUGGAAGAUACGGAUUGAGGCGCAGGGCCAGAUCGAGGAGGCCCGGUUCAACGUGGAGGAGUACUACCAGACGCGGUUCGAGGUGAAUGUGACGAUGCCGGCCUUCUUCUUCAACACCGAUCGGUACAUUUACGGGCGCAUUAUGGCGAACUUUACGAACGGCACGCCGGUGAAGGGCAAUUUGACGCUGAAGGCAACGAUCCGACCGAUCGGGUUCUUCAAUCCGGAAGCGAUCAAUCAGAUGAAUCGCGUCGGCAAUCUGGGGCGACUGACGAACCUGAACCAGAACGUGCCUUAUUAUCUGCAGAAGACGAACCCGGAUCUGCUGAACCAGUACAACCCGCAGAAUAGCUUUAGCAGUCAGAUCGGAGGACGCGAUCAGGGCGGAUACGACGGCGUUGGGCAGGGGUACGACGGGCGCUACUCGUCGAAUAACUUCCAGGACUCGUACGUGAUCGAGCGCCAUCUGAACUUUGACGAAGAGUGGCCGUUCUGGAUCAAGAAGCCGGUCGAGAGCGACUCGCAGUGGGACUCGUGGACCAACACGUACCGGGACAGUUUGCCGUAUCUGCGCUUCUUUAACGGCACGUACAACUUCCGCUUCCCGAUGGCCGAGCUGGCCCAGCUGGUGCCGAACCUGUCCGGGAUGGAGAUCCUGUUUACGGCGCGGGUUGGCGAGCGGUACUACAACGAGAUUGUGGAGGGCUACUCGCUGACGCGCGUGUACAACUCAUCGAUUCGUAUCGCUUUCCUGGGAGAUUCACCACAGGUCUUCAAACCAUCGAUGCCGUUUACCGUGUACCUGAUCGCGGAGUACCACGACGGAUCGCCCCUCCCGCUGGAUGAGUUCAAUGCGGGGCGCAUGGAGGUGUCCGGUACGAUCGAUAGUCGCGCCUCCGGCGGGCGCAAUUCCUUCGACAGCCGCGUCCUGCACAUGUCGCAGAAGGCGGGCGUGUGGGAGCUGAAGCUCGACAUCCGGCACGAUCUGAACCUGGAGAACACGAAGCAAACGAACGAAUUCUUGAACGAAAUCCAAUCGAUGCGGUUGGUGGCGAACUACAUCGACCCGUCGGGCGAGCGAGCCUCGACCGAGCUGCUGUUACUUUCGCACUUCUCACCCAACAACCACAACAUCAAGGUGCACACGAGCACGGCGGACGCGAAGGUGGGCGAGUACAUAACGCUGCACGUGCAGAGCAACUUCUACAUCAAGGACUUCAACUAUCUGGUCAUGUCGAAGGGCAUCAUCCUGGUGACGGGGCACGAAAACAUGAAGGGCGGCGUCAAGACGAUGGCGAUCACGCUGAGCGCGGAGAUGGCACCGGCCGCUACGAUCGUGGUGUGGCACAUCGGGCGGUACGGGAAGCUGCUGACGGACAGUUUGACCUUCCCGGUGAAUGGCAUUUCGCGCAACAAUUUCACGGUGUUCAUUAACAACCGGAAGGCGCGGACGGGCGAGAAGGUAGAGGUGGCGAUCUACGGGGAGCCGGGCUCGUACGUGGGUCUGUCCGCGAUCGACAAUGCGUUCUACACGAUGCAGGCGGGCAACGAGCUGACGUACGCGAACGUCAUCCAGAAGAUGCUGUCGUUCGAUGAGCACACGAACGGGACGUUCAAGAAGACGUGGAUGUCGCACGACGGCGAUCCGGAUGAGCUGGUGUACUAUCCAGCGUCGACGUUCGGGAUCGAUGCGAACAGGACGUUCGAUUAUGCGGGGCUGGUUGUGUUCACGGAUGGAGUGGUGCCGAUGCGACCGACGAUUUGUGAUGCGGCGCUGAACUACAGUGAGUGUUUGAAUGGGCGCUGCUAUCGGACGGACAAGCGGUGCGACGGGUACAUGGACUGUGAGGACGGGACGGAUGAGGCUGGGUGUAGCACGCGCAACGAGACACUGCUGGUCGAGUUCCGCAAGUUCCGGUUCAACCGGAUCCUGCGCCACUAUCAGAACGUUUGGCUGUGGAAGGACGUGAACAUUGGGCCGCAUGGGCGUUACAUCUUCAAUCUGGAUGUGCCGCAGGUGCCAGCGCUGUGGUCGGUUUCGGCGUUCGGGAUUAGUGGGACGCGCGGGUACGGCAUGAUACGCAAACCGAUCGAGUACGUGGGCAUUCAGCCGUUCUUCAUCAAUGUGGAGAUGCCGACCGCCUGCCAUCAAGGUGAGCAGGUGGGCAUAAGGGUGGCGGUGUUCAACUACCAGACGGUGGACAUCGAGGCGACGGUGGUGCUGCACAGCUCGCCCGACUAUCAGUUCGUGCACGUGGAGGAGGACGGUAUAGUGCGGUCGUACAAUCCGCGCACCUCGUUCGGCGAGCAUCAGUUCUACAUCUACCUGAACGCGCAGGACUCGACUAACGUGUAUCUGCCGAUCGUGCCGACACGGUUGGGUGAGAUCGAGGUAACGAUCCACGCCUCCACGCUGCUCGGUGCGCAUCAGAUCAGCCGCAAGAUUACGGUGGAGGCGGACGGGCUGCCACAGUACCGCCACCAGUCCAUCCUGCUCGAUCUGCGCAACCGUGCCUAUCUGGUGCAGUUCAUGCAUGUGAACGUCACGGAAACGCCCAUCAUCCCGUACGAGAUCGAUCGGUACUAUGUGUUCGGUUCGAAUCGGGCGCGCAUCUCCGUCGUCGGCGAUGUGGUCGGCGCCAUCUUCCCCACCAUGCCCAUCAACACCACGUCGCUGCUGGAGCUGCCGAUGGAUGCGGCGGAACAGAACAUGUUCAGCUUUGCCGCCAACUUCUACACCAUCAAGUACAUGCGGGCCAGCACGCUGCGCGACAAACGAACGGAAAAGCAAGCGUUCCACUUUAUGAACAUACUGUACCAGCGGCAGCUGAGCUACCUGAUGGAGGACGGUGGCUUCUCGCUGUUCCGUGCCGACUGGAACCAGUCCGCACCGUCCGUCUGGCUCACUGCGUACUGUGCGCAGGUGUUUGGCGAGAUGGCGGGGUUGUACGAGUACGAGAACUUUAUCUUCAUCGAUCCGUACAUGAUACAGAAGAAUAUGCAUUGGCUGUUGCGCCACCAGAAGGAGGAUGGCUCGUUCUGGGAGGAAACGUGGCUGCCCGACCGGAAGGCAAACAGUUCCGCGUUCUUUUCGCGCAACGAUGUGGUGCGUGAGAAGAAUGUAACGCUAACGGCGCACGUGCUCAUAACGCUAACGACCGUUAACUUGCCAGCUGGGAGACUUGCGGCAAGGGUAGCGUUAUCACAGCAAAGAGCGUUACAGUACUUGCAGCGCAAUUUGGCCACGAUAAAGGAGUCCGGUUCGACGUACGAAAUAGCAAUCGUCGCGUACGCACUGAUGAUAGCGAAGGCACCGAAGGCGGAGGCCGCUUUUACGAUGCUUUCUGCAAAGAUGCGAUCAAUUGGCGAAUUUAACUACUGGGGCGAAGAGGAAGUGCCACUGCCACCGACCAAGCUGGAAAAUCAGCGCUACUUCUCGCUGCCCCGCCUGCCGUACAAGUACGACUCGCUCAACAUUCAAACGACGGCUUACGCGCUGCUGACGUACGUGUCGCGGCAAGAGAUACACGUCGAUCCGAUCGUGGCAUGGUUGAACGCCCAGCGCCUGACCGACGGUGGCUGGGCCUCGAGUCAGGAUACGGGCAUGGCGAUGAAGGCACUGACCGAGUACAGUACGCGCAAUCGCGUUUCGAACGUGACGCAGCUCGCCAUCAAGGUGGAGGCAACGUCCCUGCCCGGCGAAACGAAGCAGCUGUACAUUACGCGCAAGAGCUUGGCUCAGCAGCAGUUUUUGGAUGUCCCUAAUGCUUGGGGUACGGUGCGAGUGGAGGCAACCGGUGUCGGCUAUGCCAUCCUUCAGAUGCACGUCCAGUACUCGGUCGAUACGUACAAGUUCCAGACGCAACCGCCCGUGCCGGCCUUCGAUCUGACCACGCGGACGAUCUUCCACGGCAGGAAUCAGUCGCACAUUAGCGUACCGUCAUCUGUCAGCGCUCGGUACAGUCAGCGGGUGCGCAAUCUGCAGCGGGCUCGCUUCCAGGAGCGAAAGGUGCUCUUCUACUUCGACUAUCUGGAUAACGAUUAUGUUUGUGUGAACUUUACACUGGAACGAUGGAUGCCGGUAGCCAACAUGUCACGCUACCUACCGAUCCGUGUGUACGAUUACUACGCGCCAGAACGCUUCAAUGAGACCAUCUUCGAUUCGCUGCAAACCUACCUGCUGAACAUCUGCGAAGUGUGCGGCAGCUCGCAGUGCCCGUACUGCUCGAUCUACAACAUUGCCGUCCGCUUCCCGGGCUCGAUCGUGCUGAUGCUGCUGACCGGCAUCGUGCUCGUGGCCCGCCACUACCGAAUAGUCAAUCCAAAUGGGUGGAUUUUCCUCAACGAUUAAUAUCGCGAUCGAAGAAGCGCAAACUGUGUAAAUAUACAAACAACAAACCUUUCCCCACUUUUGGAUUCCUCCCUACGCUUCCGCCGGGGGAGAGGAAUUGAUUCCAUUCAAGCAAAAAACAAUCACAGAAUAUCGAAUGAGCGAGAAUCUCCUUAUAUCAAUACUUGUUGCGUCCGUUUUUUUUUUUGCUAGUAGAGUAGUUAUACGUUUUCUUUUUAAGCUAGUUUUUAGGGGUUAAUAGACACACUUAACAACAGCACCAUCCAUCAUCACCGUCCGGCAGCCAUUCAAAGGACACAGAUUUUUUGUUUUGAAAUAGGAAAAAAACAGGAUAAUCCAAACUUGAUCAAUCACAAUUUAUACAACACCGUGUAGAGAAACAGAAACAAAAGUUUUGUUGCUAUCUGCCCUAAGAAAAUGUGGACAAAAUAAGCAAUUCUUUUUUUUACAAAGACUAGCAACGUAAGCUUUUUUGUGAACAUGAAAGUAAGAAUUUCACUGAUUUAGCAGCUCCGUCUUUUCCCCCCCCUUGACUUAUGUGUCUUAUCGUUUUUUUUUUUGUUUUUUGUAGAAGGAACUCUAACGCGCUAAUAGUUUCCGUUUAAAUAGAAUAAAUUUAAGCUCACAACUUAAGAAAUUGCGAAAGCGGAGAGAAGUCGGAAAGGAAGCUUUAUUUCUUUUCUCAACUCUCUCCUUUCGUAAAAAAGCAAAACAAAAGAAGGCCGUCCAUUUUGAUUCUGGUCAACGUAUCAAUUCGUGUUCUUUUUUUUUAAUAUUAAAUUUACUUAUUUUUUUAUAUGUUUUUUCACUUCUUGUGCGCGAAUGAACUUUUUUUUUAUAUAAAAUAUACCGUUUUGUUUUAAGUAGAGAGCCAGAGGAAAUGCAAAAGUAGUUCGAUGUAGUAAAACGAAACAAAAGUCGUUAAAAAAGGUACGCGCAAACCAUUUUUAACGCAAAAGGAGAAAAAGAACGAUAACACAAUUUUGAAAAAAACAAAAAAUACAAUUUUUGCUAAAGAAAAACAGCUAACAACUAUUUUCAAAAGUAACCGUUUGAAAAUGAAAAGAAAAUGCAAUGGAAAGUAGAAGAGAAAAUGCAGCUUUUUUGUGUAGUGAGAAGGAAAAGGAAAUAAGCAAAGGAGGAGUAUAACGAACGAUACAAAUUGUUAAGGUGCCUUAGAGCGUCGUCGUUUACCUUUUUACAAACCACCAACCAUACACGGACCUCUCUCGUUAAUUGAGCGACCUCCACACGCCAUCAUAACAAAACAAUAGCAAGGAAGAAGAUUGUGUGUGUGAGCCAUUUUCUUACCACAAAAGUAUUUUUUUUCCAGCUAAUUUAAGAAGCGCGCCAUCACUAAAUAAGAGGAGCGAGAGAGAGAGAGAGAGAGGGUACAUCAUGUAUUGGAAUACACCGAUCAGCUGAGAGAAGGUCCCGUGCGGGAGCUGUAUUGAACGAAAACAGCCAAUAGAAAGAAGAGGAAAUGGAUACAGAAAAAUUGGAAAUAAAUAAUGGAAGCAAUGAA
Molecule: messenger RNA, 7459 nt
Organism: Anopheles arabiensis
Lineage: Eukaryota; Metazoa; Arthropoda; Insecta; Diptera; Culicidae
Gene: Mcr
Product: CD109 antigen
Exons: 9
Coding region: 562-5934 (1790 amino acids)
Cellular component (GO): extracellular region
Molecular function (GO): endopeptidase inhibitor activity; protein binding
Source: RefSeq, a predicted model, not a curated record